Messenger RNA from Budorcas taxicolor (takin), 1911 nucleotides. It is a transcript of the gene NRF1, whose product is annotated as nuclear respiratory factor 1. Gene Ontology annotation, cellular component: nucleus. Bases 111 to 1622 code for a protein of 503 amino acids. Gene Ontology annotation, molecular function: RNA polymerase II cis-regulatory region sequence-specific DNA binding; DNA-binding transcription factor activity, RNA polymerase II-specific. Gene Ontology annotation, biological process: regulation of transcription by RNA polymerase II. The record is from RefSeq and is a predicted model, not a curated record. Lineage: Eukaryota; Metazoa; Chordata; Mammalia; Artiodactyla; Bovidae. The transcript has 11 exons.
AUCAUUGUCAUCAACAUUCAUUAGGUACCUUCUCACUCAGGGCACUGUGACAGACACAGGGUUGUAAGCUGUAAUGUGGAGACGACUUUCCUCUUUGACAGUGGAUCUUCAUGGAGGAACACGGAGUGACCCAAACUGAACACAUGGCUACCAUAGAAGCGCAUGCAGUGGCCCAGCAAGUUCAGCAGGUCCACGUGGCCACCUACACCGAGCACAGCAUGUUGAGUGCCGAUGAAGACUCACCUUCUUCUCCUGAGGACACCUCGUAUGACGAUUCAGACAUACUUAACUCCACAGCGGCUGAUGAGGUAACAGCCCAUCUGGCUGCUGCAGGUCCUGUGGGAAUGGCUGCUGCUGCUGCUGUGGCAACAGGAAAGAAACGGAAACGUCCUCAUGUGUUUGAAUCUAAUCCAUCUAUCCGGAAGAGACAGCAAACACGUUUGCUUAGGAAACUUCGAGCCACACUAGAUGAAUAUACUACUCGAGUGGGACAGCAAGCUAUUGUCCUUUGUAUCUCUCCCUCCAAACCCAACCCUGUCUUUAAAGUGUUCGGUGCAGCUCCUUUGGAGAAUGUGGUGCGUAAGUACAAGAGCAUGAUCCUGGAAGACCUGGAGUCCGCCCUGGCAGAGCACGCCCCUGCGCCACAGGAGGUUAACUCAGAGCUGCCGCCUCUCACUAUCGAUGGAAUUCCAGUCUCUGUAGACAAAAUGACCCAGGCCCAGCUUCGGGCAUUUAUCCCAGAGAUGCUGAAGUACUCUACAGGUCGGGGGAAACCAGGCUGGGGCAAAGAAAGCUGCAAGCCCAUCUGGUGGCCUGAAGAUAUCCCAUGGGCAAACGUUCGGAGUGAUGUGCGCACGGAAGAGCAGAAGCAGAGGGUUUCAUGGACCCAAGCACUACGGACCAUAGUUAAAAACUGUUAUAAACAGCAUGGGCGGGAGGACCUUCUCUAUGCUUUUGAAGAUCAACAAACACAAACACAGGCCACAACCACACACAGUAUAGCCCACCUGGUACCAUCGCAGACCGUAGUCCAGACUUUCAGUAACCCUGAUGGCACUGUCUCGCUUAUCCAGGUUGGUACAGGGGCAACAGUAGCCACAUUGGCUGAUGCUUCAGAAUUGCCGACCACAGUCACUGUUGCCCAAGUGAAUUAUUCGGCGGUUGCUGAUGGAGAGGUGGAACAAAACUGGGCCACGUUACAGGGGGGUGAGAUGACCAUCCAGACAACGCAAGCAUCAGAGGCCACCCAGGCGGUAGCAUCACUGGCAGAGGCCGCAGUGGCAGCUUCUCAGGAGAUGCAACAGGGAGCUACGGUCACCAUGGCACUCAACAGCGAAGCUGCCGCCCAUGCUGUCGCCACCCUGGCCGAGGCCACCUUGCAAGGGGGGGGACAGAUCGUCCUGUCUGGGGAAACCGCAGCAGCUGUCGGAGCACUUACUGGAGUCCAAGAUGCUAAUGGACUGGUCCAGAUCCCUGUGAGCAUGUACCAGACUGUGGUGACCAGCCUCGCCCAGGGUAACGGGCCGGUGCAGGUGGCCAUGGCCCCUGUGACCACCAGGAUAUCGGACAGCGCAGUCACCAUGGACGGCCAGGCUGUGGAGGUGGUGACGUUGGAACAGUGACAUGCAGCCAUGCCAUGGCAUCAUUUUCUAGUCUACUUCAAAAUUUUUUACACGUUUGCAGAGGUGCAAUCAAAUGGAAUUAAGUCUCUCGACUUUGGAAGAAAAGUUUUGUUAACCUUUUUUUUAAAAAGGAAGAAAGGCAGUGGAUUUUGGAAUUGCAUUUUUUAAAAAGCACCACUCUUGAUUUUCUGGGAUUGGUGGAAACAGAUACUGCGUUGUCAACUUCACAGUCCCGAAAAAGCCAAAUUGUGGCAGGACUUCUUUCUGCGGAAACGUGUGUAUACUUCGG